Acanthoscelides obtectus is the source of this 1230-nucleotide messenger RNA. Lineage: Eukaryota; Metazoa; Arthropoda; Insecta; Coleoptera; Chrysomelidae. The record is from the annotation of a GenBank genome assembly.
AUGAGCCGAGCCUCGUACGACUCGGCGAGUGUCACCAGUGGUAGAAGCCCGGCAUCGAACUGUCCGGCUAUAAACCAAGACCAUCUGGAACUGGAUGACCUAGAUACACUCGUACUCCAAGACGACAAAAAUUUACAAGCUGAAAACACUGAGAAUGAGGCGGAGCAACUUCCAGAGUGCGUUAAAGAGGUAUUAGGCAUUGACACUGACACAGAAACAAAACAGUCCUAUCAUCUCAAUGAUGCUAUAAGACAAGUUUGGUCACAAACAAUAGCCCAAGGCAUAGGAAAGGAAAAUAUGGAUCAAAUUUUGGAUCGCCAUAGGCCUCCCAAUAAUUUUCCUACUCUUGAUCCUCCAAAAGUCAACCCGGAAGUUGCUCACAUUCUUUCUCAAGCAUAUGUUAAGAGGGACCAAUGCCAUGCAAGAUAUCAGCUAUUGGUGGGAAAAAGUACAAGUGCGCUUGGCAAAUGCAUGAAUUAUGUCAUCAAUGAAAUCAAGAAUAAUGUUGAUUCUGAUCUAAAAAUGCACUUGCUACCACAUCUAGCAGAUGUGGGCACAUUCAUGACCCAGCUAUUCCAUGAGAUCUCGACGACCCGUAGGGAAUAUAUUUCACAACUUCUCUCCAAAUCGGUGAAAGAUACCAUCAAAGAGACUAUUCCGGGGGAAUAUCUAUACGGCACCGAUUUGGCAGAAAAGAUUAAAAUGGCAAAAAUUGCAGAAAAAGCUGGGAACGACUUAAGACAAGACGGUUAUAGCAACAAGGCAGGGCCAUCCGGCAUCAGAAGAGGGGGGGGGGGCACACCUCUCAGCGCCAGCAUGGCAACGCCCGCCUCGCCAGUCAGGGAGGGACUCGGGGCCGAGGAAAGGGCAAACCUCCAAGCAAAGUCGCCCCCCAGGGAGCAGAUACCAAUAAAGUUCAACCCACUCUCUGGCCAACAGAUUAACAUUAGUGGCCGCGAAAUUAUCCGGCAGGGGUUUCAACUGAGAGGAAUAUCGGAUGAGGCGGUAGAGACCAUAAUCGAUUCAAUAUCGACAGCUACGAUCAGCCAGUAUGCGUGUACUUACCGUCUAUGGUAUAAGUACUGUGAAGAGAAGCAGAUACCAGUAUUUCAGGCAAACGUCCUGCAGGUAAUAGAAUUCCUUCAGAACAUUAUCAAUACAACUGAACUAAAUUAUGGAAGUUUAAACAGCCACAGAUCUGCGAUCUCCUUAUAUCCUCCGAUAGCCUAG